UAGCGUGUUUUUGUAGGAAGUGCUCCUGUCACGGCUUUACUGUGGCAUCCGGUCGAGGAGUAGAGGACCGAGCUCGGACCAGAAUCAGCUCCGGGCUGCGGGCACACACACUCAGGCAGGAGGCCCGGCUCAGCUGCAGGAGGACGGUGCGCACCCGAGAGAAACCCGGAGGCAGUCCUCAGUCCCAGCCUACGUAGUGUAUCACCGCUCCAGGACGGGCCAUGAAUAAACAACCAAGCAAGGAGAGUCUGAAGGACAAGGUGAAGGGGAUCUUUGGUCUAGGGACAACGCGCCCACCGAGCAAACAGAGUGAUAGCAAACCAUCGGAAUUUAUUAUUACCACAGACAUCAUCAAGGAGCUCCAUCCCGACUGCGGCCUGAGCAAUCGCAUUCGCAUGAUGAACCACGUCUGCGAACUGGCAAAAACUAAGAAAUUUGAGGAGCAUGCAGUCGAGGCAGUAUGGAAAGCUGUGGAGGACAUGCUCACCCCAGAGCAGCCGCCUGAGGCCAGACAUGCUGUCUUGCAGCUGCUGAGGGCCAUUAUACAGGGACAGGGCGAGCGACUUGGCCCUCUGAGAGCCUACUUUUUCAAGGUGAUCAGAGAUUACCAACCCUGCAACGAAGACCUCUCUGACCGGCUGGAAGUUUUCAAGGCCUUAACAGAAAAUGGAAAAGACAUCACAUACCUGGAGGAGGAUAUAGCUCGGUUUGUCCUCCUGUGGAUGGAAAUUGGCCUCACCUCCGACUUUCUGCACGUUCUUGUAAAUCUGGUGAAGUUCAACAGCUGCUAUCUUGACCAGAAUGUCUCCACCAUGGUCCAGGAAAUCUGUUUCCAUUGCAACAGAACAACAUCGUCAACAGAUAUUGAGGUAGCUCUACAAGUCCUGGAUGCGGUGGUGUGUUACAAUUGCCUGCCUUCAGACUCUCUCACCUUCUUCAUCAUCACACUCUGUCGUACAGUCAAUGUCAAGGAGUUUUGUGAAUCCUGCUGGAAGCUGAUGAGGAAGGUGUUGGGUACUCACCUCGGCCAUAGUGCUAUUUAUACCAUGUGUCGCAUCAUGGAGGAGAGGGUAUACAUGGAGGAUGCACCACUGUUGAGAGGAGCUGUGUUUUUCGUUGGAAUGGCACUGUGGGGCGCACACAGGCUCCCUGCUCUGAAAAACACACCCACAUUGGUUCUGCCAUCUUUCUACAAGGCCAUGUCGUGUGCCAAUGAGGUGGUGUCCUAUGAAAUCGUCCUUUCCAUCACCCGACUGAUCAAGAAGUAUGGAAAGGAGCUGCAGGUGGUCACCUGGGACAUCCUGCUGGGCAUCAUAGAGCGACUGCUGCAGCAGAUCCAGACAAUAGGCAGUGCAGAGUUGAAGUCCAUCGUCUAUGAGCUGUUGACAACAGUAGAGGAGCUGUACGAGCAGAACGGUUACCAUGGCUCCACAGAGAAGUUCUUCAGUCUGGUGGAGAAAUGUGCUGACAAAAGACCUGAUGCAUCAGUGCUGACACUUAUCUCAUACAGGGCCCAGUCUAUUCAGCCAGCCAAGGACGGCUGGAUUCAGAGCCUUCACCGCCUCAUGGAGAAGUUCUUCAGGAACGAGACUCGCAGUGUGAUAAGGAUCAAAGUGCUUCACAUCCUGUCCUUUGUUCUCAGUACCAACCGACAGCUGUACGAGGAUGAGCUGAUAGAAAUGGUGGUGAUCCCCCAGCUCAGUGGGAUAGCUGAAGACCGGGACCUGGCCGUCAGAAAGCAGGCCACCCAGCUGCUGGUGGACCUGGCUGAGGGCUGCAAUACGCACCACUUCACCAGUCUGUUGGACAUCAUUGAACGGGUUGCUAGUCGCUCUCUGAUUUGUUCAGGGUCCCUGGAGGUUUCUGAAAGAGACCCCACAGCAGAGUCUCCUAUGGAGGACAUCAGGACUGCUAUACUGGGCUUGCUGGAAAUCCUGCAGAGCAAGCUUUACAGUCUACCAGCCAACCAUGCCAGUCGUGUUUAUGAGCUGCUUAUCAGCCACCUGCAGCUACACUAUAAAAACAAAUACUGUUCAGCUAUUGCUUCCAGCAUUAGACUACAGGUGUUUGACUUUUUCCUGAUGAUGCGAGCAGACUCUCUUCAUCGUCUCGGAGUUCCCAACAAAGACGGGGCCAUGAGGUUCAGCCCUUACUGCUACUGUGACAUAGGGGAGCCAGAGAAGCGAGUCAGUGAAAAGAAGCCAACAGGUUCAACAUCUCCUCCUGUUGGUAGCCCAGCUCCCCCAGCCGCUCCCCCCCCUUCAACAGCCUCCAUACGCUCAGCCCACCUGCCCUAUGCACCUGCCUUCAGUGUCCUCCUGCAGUGCCUCAAGAUGGAGACAGAUUGGAAGGUGCUGAAGCUUGUUCUUGAUAAGCUGCCGUGGACGCUGCAGUACAAAGUGCUGCUGCUGACAUCACCGUGCAGCUUGGACCAGCUCUGUUCUACACUCUGCUGCAUGGUGACGGAUCGUCUGAUCUCAGAGCGCUUGAAGAAAACCCCAGAGGGGUUUUCCCGCACGGAUGUUCAGCUAGCGGUGGUUCCUGUCCUCACAGCGAUCACCUCCUAUCACAACCACCUGGAGCAGUCGAGACAGAGGUUGUCCUAG
This is a messenger RNA of Paralichthys olivaceus (Japanese flounder), 2606 nucleotides long. The record is from RefSeq and is a predicted model, not a curated record. Lineage: Eukaryota; Metazoa; Chordata; Actinopteri; Pleuronectiformes; Paralichthyidae.